AUGUCCAUAAGGUGGUCGAUCUCGUGGAGUGUGGUAGAAAAGAGCUCGAGCUCCUUGUCGGUUUCUGCCUGCUUUCGGAGACGGUGGAAGCCAGCCUUGCAAACCAUUCGUGACGUGCUUGAUGUUGGAAUCGCCCGAAGACCCGCCCUUGGCCAGCUGCUGGACACCAACAGCCUCUCCUAUCCUGAGUCUGGCCAAUCCGCACCUGUCAACCCUAUCUCUAAUCCCCGUGGUCCCAUCACAACCACACCCACUACCAACCCCUUCGCUCCAUACACGCCUUCUGGCCCUGUCACAGCCAGGUCAAUCCCGUUCGACCCGCAUCCUGGCCCAGUCACAACCCCCUCACCCGGCAACAAUCCUUUUGGGGUGCCUCCUUUGGGGUGA
Penicillium bovifimosum is the source of this 387-nucleotide messenger RNA. RefSeq lists its product as uncharacterized. The transcript has a single exon. Bases 1 to 387 code for a protein of 128 amino acids. The record is from RefSeq and is a predicted model, not a curated record. Lineage: Eukaryota; Fungi; Ascomycota; Eurotiomycetes; Eurotiales; Aspergillaceae.